CUCCUACCCCAAAGUGAGGCGUCUCCCCCAGGCAGGUGAGUUAAUGAGUUGCAGGUUGGCCAGGAGGCCCCUUUGCCUGGUGGGAGCUGGAAGGCGGAGGGCGGGGUGGGCUGGAAGACUGGAAAGCCCUUUUCUGCUUUUCUCUGUACCAGCUCACCUGCGAGAGGCCCCAGCAGGGGCAGUGACUUGCUCAAGGUCACCAGCACCUUGGAGGGUGAGUCAGAGCCAUGGAGCCAGUCUCCUGUCAGGCAAGCCACCCGACCCUUCUGAGCUGCAGUGACCUCGCUGUGAACUGGGGACCCUUGUGCUCCCUGGCAGGGCAUGGGGUGGAGAAGCCCUGUGAGGCCGCGUCUGCCAUUCCACAGCCCCCAGUAGGCACCAGUUUGCUUCCUGGUUUCUCUCCUCCUGGGCCCAUCUUCACCACUCCUGUUGGCGUCUUCACCACUCAGAGGCCACAUCUGGUGCCUGCCACCAGGCCUGGGAUGUCAGGGACCCUCAGAGCUUAGGCCUGUCCCCCACGUUCCCUCAGUUUGCCCUUCGGGUUGGCGGGUGACCCUGACCCCUACAGCUCUCCACCCCAAAUCAGUCAGAAAUUUCCCAGCUGUAAAUUUCCACACCACCCGCCUCCCCCUCAGCAACUAACUACUUCCAAAAAUUGUUCUCUGUAGCCUUGUCCCCCUAAGUUUCUGCCAGAGCAUGGCAGUCGCCCCUCACUACUGCCAUCUCUUCUUGCUUCUUCUGACCUGAUCUCAAAACCAGAGGACCGUUGUAAAAUCAAAGUCUGAUCUGUCAGUCCACUGCACACCCCGUUUAGAGGCGCUCUGUUGACUCCUGAGAAAGAUGUUGGAGACCUUCGCAUGACCCCAGGAGGUCCCAGCCUGUGCUUCCUCUCUAGCACCCCUCUCCCCUGGAACUGACGCCCAUCCCUCCAUUCCCAAAUACGAAUCCAGAGCCUACCCUGUCCCAGCCCCCGAGGAUACUACAGUGAACAAAGUCCCCAUCUGGGCACUCGAGUUCUAGGUGAGGGGAGACAGACAAGAGAAGUAAGUGAUGUAUAUAGUAUGAAUGAUGGCAAUGAGUUCUAUAGAGAACAGGGCAGCUGGGGAGGACAGGGAGCACCUGGAGGAGCUGGUGCUAUCACCCCAGGAAAGACCUCACCGGAAAGCUGACAUUUGGAUAAAGACUUGAAGCAGGUGAGGGAGGGAGCCGUUACAGAUCUGGAGGAAGAGCAUUGCAGGCAGCAGAAAUAGCAAGCGCCGUUUACCCUUCCUAGGGUGCCUGUGCCUUCCGUGGAGAGCACGGAGCCAGAGUGGCUGGAGGGAGGGAGAGGGGAGGCAUGGCAGAAGAUGGGCUGGGCGACAUGGGCCAAUUUUCUAAGUUCUUCUAGGCCAUCUGAGGUCUUUGGCUUUACACUGGUAAGACAGAAAGUCAUUCCAGGGUUCUGAGCAGGAGUGACAAGGUCUGACCUGGCAUUCUGAUUGGAACGAGAUUUCAGGGGGCAUGGGUAAGAGCAGAGAGCACUUAGGGGGACAGAGAUGCGGGGGCUCAGACCAGGAGAUGAGCAGUAGUGGGGGGAGAGAAGUGAUUGGAUUCUUAUAAGGUGGAGGUAGAGCCAACAGGAUGUAGGUGUGAGAGGGGAGGGGAGGCUGUAGCCAGGAUAUGUAGGCACUGGCCCGGAGAACAGGAGAAGGAUGGAGUUGGCCUGGGAGGAGUAGGUCUGGGGAGGGAGGCGAGGAACCUGCAGUGUAGGGCAAGUGUGUGCAUAGCAUUUAGAGUUGUAUCUCCAGCCCUGGUCAGCGCUUACUUGCCCUGGGCUUUUGCACAUGCCGCUCUCUGUCUGAACUGCUUUUAUUGCCCUGACAGAACUGCAGCGGACUCCUCAAGGAUCCCUUGUGUGACUCUCCCCCUUCAUUCCUCACCCCAACCUCCAGUCUCUCUCCCUCCCCCCCCUCCUUGGUGCACAUGGUGGACCUCAAGCGUAUCUCAGAGCCCUUACCAUAUUUUAUCCCAGAAGGAAGGACGAGUGCCAUCACUCGCUGAAACCCCGCGUGUGUCAGAGUGCCUCAUACCUGAGUGUCCUGCACAGAGCAGGUGCUCAGCAAGAGACUGAGGGGGCUGGUUUGAAUCCUGGCUCUACUAUUGACAGGUUCUGAGACCUUGAGACGCUCACCUUUCCUCCAUGAACCUCAGCAUCCGCAUCUGUCAAUGGGUGUGAUCUCUCCCCUCCCUGCUUCUGAGGAUAUUGUGCGGAUCUUAAAUUCGGACAGAAAGGAAACAGUGGUGAGCGCGCCCCCUGCUGGAAGAGGACAGACUCCUCAACCUCUCCUCCCCCACGUUGCAGAGGAGGGCGGCGAAGGUCAGAGGCCACAGGGAGGGGAAUGGGAACCAGGGGUAGGUAACCCAACGCUGUCACAGCACCAUGCACACCUGUUUGUCCCCAUGUGCCUCUCACAUCGGCUCUGUGGAAGAGGUUAGAUUAGACCAUUUAGCCGAGCGCCUACUUGGCCCAGAGCUUCUUACUCCUCACAUUUAAAUUUUUUUAAAAGAGGAGAUAAGAAGGAGAAAGGAGGCGGGGUCGUAGAGAGGAAAGGAAAGGUGGGGAGAGGAGGAGAGUGCUCUGGUGACGGGGAGGCCUCUCGGGAAUGGUUAAGGACCAGAUCCAUCUAUAUUGGGGCUGGGGGUGUGGGUCCCGGUCUCUGCUCAGCCACAAACUCAGUUUGGGGAGAUCUUGGCCAGUCCCUUCUCCUCCCCGGCCUCAGUUUCCUCGCCUGUGAAACGGGCAUAAUAACUCCUCUCCUGCUUCCCUCUCCAGGGCGGGUGGAAGGACAGGGGCAUGAGCCAAAGGGUGUGAAAGCGCCUUGCCGGGAGCAUGCUACACCGCCACAAGGGGGCGCGAGAGGCUCCUGCUGGACCGGGACCACAGAGAUGCGUUCCCAUGGCCCCUGAAGCCAGGGCCAGAGAGCACAGGCUGGGCCCCUCUGGACCUGGGGUGCUCACUGCUUCCCUUCUCCGGUCCUCUCUGUGAGAUCAUGAUAACAGUGUUUCUUAGGUGGGUCCUGCCCUACUGAUAAGCACACAUUUUCUCCUCCAUUAGGUCCUGCACAAUAACAAUACCACCCUCAGUCCUCACUCAGGUGACAAAACUAAAGCCAAGCCAGGCCAGUGUGGCUCAGUGGCUGAGCACUGGCCCAUGAACCAGGAGGUCACUGGUUCGAUUCCAGUCAGGACACAUGCCUGGGUUGCAGACUCAAUCCCCAGUAUGGGGCAUGCAGGAGACAGCCGAUCAAUGAUGUUUCUAUCUCUCUAUUCCUCUCCCUUCCUCUCUCUCUAAAAAUCAAUAAAAACAGAUAUUUAAAAAGCUAAAGCCAAGAGUGGAGCCACCAUCUCGGGCAAUCAGACCUGGACAUGACCUGGUGGAUCCCAGCCCUUCUCGGAGACCCUCAGCAACCUUUCCCUGGAGGCUCUCCGGAGCUCUGCGACAGGGGCCUCCUCUGCAAACUGCAGGGCGCACACCCGCUGGGAUCUCAGAGCGGAUGAAGGAGAAACCGCUGCUGGGAAAGAGGGGCACAUGACCUUGAAGAGUCCAGAAUGCCUCUGGAUUCUAAAAUGCCAGCCUGUGGGACCCUGGAACCUCCCAGCGGCAUUCUGAUGUGUUCGGGCUGCGCACUGGACCCGCCUUCCCUGGACUGGACGGUGUGGGCCGCCUGUCCACCCAGCUCAGCCCCACGCAGGCAAAUGAGGUGAUGUCAAAGCCCUGGCCGGGGCCCAGCUCCUGGAACCACCCCUCUCCCUCCCGGCUUCUCCCUCACUCGGAGCCACACACACACUCCUGCUGGGCCCAGAGGGAAGGUGAAGGAGUGAAGGUGGUGGUGGUGCCGGGCCCAUUGAAGCGUAGCUGUCGCCUGGAGAACUGUGGCCCGGGAGCUGCGGCGGAGCCUGAGGGACCUGUCCCCUCUGCAGCCCCAAGUCCGGGUUUGCAGCGAUCCCGGAGCCUCGUCCCUCCGGGUGUGAGGAGCGUGGGGUCCACGCAGGACCGCGGGCGCUCCUCGGCGGGCAGCGAACAGACCGAGGCCCGGCAGGGCGGCCAUGGCAGACGAGAAGACCUUCCGCAUCGGCUUCAUUGUGCUGGGCCUCUUCCUGCUGGCCCUGGGCACGUUCCUCAUGAGCCACGACCGGCCCCAGGUCUACGGCACCUUCUACGCCAUGGGCAGCGUCAUGGUGAUCGGGGGCGUCAUCUGGAGCAUGUGCCAGUGCUACCCCAAGAUCGCCUUUGUCCCUGCUGACUCUGAAUUCCAAGGUGUCCUGUCCCCAAAGCCGCUGGGCUUGCUGGAGAACGGACUCACUGCCGAGAUGAAGAGCCCCCAGCCCCCCUACGUCAGGCUGUGGGAGGAAGCCGCCUAUGACCAGAGCCUGCCCGACUUCAGCCACUUCCGGAUGAAGGUCCUGGGCUACAGCGAGGAUCCCCGCCCCCUGCUGGCCCCUGAGCUGGGGCGGCAGCAGCUGGAAGCUGGUGACAGAGGGGAAGGUGGCCCCCGCGAUGCUCAGGCCUGGAUGGAGGCCUCUGUGGUCGUCCACAGGGGCUCGGAUGAGGACGAGGGAGAAAGAAACCCAGCUCAGAGCAGUCCCCGCGUCCCAGUCUCUCCCCAGGGUCCUGCACCUUUGGCUUCCUUCCAAGAUGAAAUGGAUGUGGGCUCCAGUGAGGGGGGCAGCCCCAAGCCGUCUCCGCCUGAGGGGGAGGAGCCUGGCCCCCCGCCAGGGGAGCCCUGGGCCUGCAGGCGCCAGCUGGACCGCUUCCAUGACUUCGCUCUGAUCGAUGCCCCCACGUCGGAGGACACACCUCCAGCGGGACAGUGGCGGGACGCAGCCCUCCCCAGCUGCUGGCAGCGGUCCCCGAGGACGAAGGGGGAGGACGAGGCUUCCGACUCAGGUGCCGAGGAGCCGGAGCAGGAGGAGGAGGACUUGUACUAUGGGCUGCCGGACAGCCCUGGGGACCCCCUCCCGGACAAGGAACUGGGCUUUGAGCCCGAUGCCCAGGGCUUAGAUGGAACUGCCCCUGGGCGCUAGCCUGGCACAGCCACUAGCCCUGUGUGACUUCACAGGGCCUCAAUUUCCCUCUCUGCAAAAGGGGGUUGUCCGGAGGUUCAGAUGAGACAGUGGGUCCUGCAGCACCUGGAGGACGGUAACGGAGCACGCAGGGAAGGGGCGAUGGUUUUCGAUGGAUCACGGCCACUCGGUUGUUAUUUUGGGGGGUUAGGGCUUUGAAGGUGAACGUGACUCACUUAGAUGAUCCGGGGCAGCUGGGGCCUCGGAGACUUCUCUGCCCCGAGAGCUGCCUCUGAACAGGCGCCCCCUUGGGGCUAUGCUGGCUCUCCGACCCCCGUGAGGCCUCUCAGGGUGCCCGUUCCUGCUGAGUCUUUAGUCUGCCCGGUAUGCUGCGUGACCCGCCUUCACCCAGGGCUAACCGCCUGUCCCCCACGUCCCUCCUGUGGCUCCUGUUACAUGGGAUCCAAAACCUUCCAUGGCUGACCUCUGCUGACCUCCCAACUUACUCCCCCACCAGCCCAUGCCACACCCUCUGCUCCUCAACCCCAAGGCCGUGUCCUACCACACACACACACACACACACACACACGUGCACAUACACUCACACACACACGUGCACAUACACUCACACACACACACGCACACACACGUGCACACAUGUGCGCUGCUACCCACACCCUUCUCUGCCACCUCUCUGCCAGGAAGCCCUUUGAUCCCUCGUCUGCCUAGCAAACUUGUGCUCAUCCUUCAAACCCUCGCACAGAUAUCCCUCCUCUGAAAGACUUUCCUGCUGUCACCGCCUCCAGGGACAACGUAGUCCUGGCUCCUUUGCGCUGCCUUCAGGUCUUGUACGCUCAUCACUGGACCAUGGCUGCUCGAGGCCAGUGCCCUUGCUUGACUCACAUGGUACCUCCUGUGCCGAGUCAGUGCUCCCUGAGGGGUAGGAACUGACCAGAGCCCAGGAAGCUUUGCAGAGAACGUCCUCUCCCCGACUUCCCUAACUCUUAGACUCCCGCCCCUUUACUCUCUGGCAUUCAAACUUCCAAAUGGCCUGCAUAGGAGUCACAGAGCCAGGCAAAAAGCCCCCUGAGUAACCUGAGCCCUGCAGAAUACAUAUGCAACGGUUUAGGACUGUGGGUUGGAAUGAAACUUCCUGGCUUAAUUCAAUUUGAUUCAGGUGGCAUUUACUGAGCAUCUACUAUGUGCCAGACACCAAGCCAGGAUCUUUAGGGAGAAAGAGACAUAAACUGAUAGCAGUUCUUGCCCUCAAAGGACUCAUAAUCUAGUGAGCUUGGUUCUUAUAAGUUAGGGACAGAGUGCAGAGCAGGGGCCGUGGUGGGAGCAGAGAAAUUAAAACAUUGGCACAGCAGAGUGACCUGGGGCCAGCGAGUGUGCGGCAAGUAGCUCAGCCUGCUUCAGCGGCCCCUGAAGAUGCCACUGUUUUAUAGCAGCAGCAUGGCGGCAGGCAGAGCAAUGCUAUUAGCAUGCUGAGCUCGGCCAUGUCCCCUAGUGUCCCCGCACAGGGACCCUGAGAUGCUUCAGAGGAAGGGGCAGUGGCACUACCUCAAACCAGGCCCACGGUCUUAGAGCUUGCACUCGGGCCUCCUGGGCCGGGGAGGCCUCCUCCUGGGCUGGGCCUCUGCGUCAGGGUUGGGGGACCCACAGUGGGAAAGGGAUGCCCUCUGUGCUGGGUCAGAAGGGCACAGCCCCUUCUACCUCCCCACCCCCCCCGGCUUCUUUCUGGAUCAUUGUACCUCCAGUAUAAAAGCCUGGGCAGUGAAAGGCAUAUUGGGCACAUCCCUGUGCCAUAGCAGGUGUUGCCAGCCAUGACUUGGGCCGGCUGGGCGAGGUGGAGUGUGUUUCUGUGCUCUGUUUACUAUGGUGGGGAGGGUGACCUGCACCAGCACGGAUGGCUAAAAUAAAACUGUUUGCAAC
Messenger RNA from Myotis daubentonii (Daubenton's bat), 6978 nucleotides. It is a transcript of the gene BSND, whose product is annotated as barttin CLCNK type accessory subunit beta. The record is from RefSeq and is a predicted model, not a curated record. Gene Ontology annotation, molecular function: chloride channel regulator activity. Lineage: Eukaryota; Metazoa; Chordata; Mammalia; Chiroptera; Vespertilionidae. Gene Ontology annotation, cellular component: basolateral plasma membrane. Gene Ontology annotation, biological process: chloride transport.